CUACGCCCUUGCAUCUUUCAGUUUGGAGGUGAAUUUUUGUCGGAUAAACUGAUUGUAGUUAUUCAUUUUGCAGUCAUUUUUCUAUUGUCAUGACUGCAUAAUACUCUGUUGCAAGGACAAAAAAAGAAAACAAAUAUAUUUCACUAAUAGAGAAAAUAAAUUUGAACGUGUGUAAAAAUAAGACAACAUGAAGAAAGGAACUUUACGUACCGUUAUCUGUAUCAUACUUGCCACCGUAAAAAUGGAAAUAAACUGUGCUUCGUCCUUGAUGGAAAGUAAUGGAACCGCCGCAGAAGACGUGGACGGGAAAAUGUUGCAGAGCCUUGGAAGAAAGCUUAAUAAGCCAAUGUUAACAUUGCUUGGAAUGGCGAUACGGAAUCUUGAAUACCGUCAUCCUUGUGAUGACUGGACACAGUGGUCAGAUUGCGGGGCCGUUAAAGAAGGCUACAUUGCUACAAGGAAACGAACAAGAACGUGUGAAAUAAAUCCGCCUUCAUUACAACAGGGAAACAGAACAACGGAAACGGACGUAAGCAUCUGUGAGGGAUUUUGUCCACAGGACUAUAACGUGACGGCGAAUGGAUUCUGUAUAAAACUGUAUGUAAGUCCAAAAACCUUCGAUGACGCGGAAAAACAGUGUCAAAAUGACAGCGGACGCAUGAUUAACAUUGAUUCUGAGUUGAAACAUAGAGACGUCAAGAAUGUCCUGCAAGGAUUUUGCUGCUACGUGUUUGUCGAUGGCCGUCGUAAAGAUUCAAGUUCACCGUGGAUGACUCAGAAUAAUUCGCAGAAAAAAUACUUCAAAUGGGCUUCAGGGGAACCGAACAGUAAUUUGUUGUGCACACAAAUGCAUCCUAGCAAUACUUACUGGUACGAUCAAUCGUGCACAGCCACAUUGUCAUUUCUGUGUGAAAUAGUGAAAUAGUAACUGAAAUAUAACAGUUUCAAGGGAUAAAACUGAACGUAGAAAAACAUUGUAACGCCAUUUGUAAGGGAAAUAUUUUCUAGAACUUUUAUAGACUUAGAAACAAAUAGAUGACCUUAAUUGUUUUUAUUUUACAAACAUGUGGUAUAAGAAAACAGGUGUGCUCAUUAUACGUGAAGUGAAUACAUGUACAUGUCUUAUCCUGUCUUGGGGACAAACUGUUAAUAUACUAACGUUGCAUCUUAGUAGUUGUAGUGUUUCCUUUUAUAAAAGAUGGACUAAAAAGCUUUGAUAGUGCAAUGUAGAUAACCCAUUCAUUCGUAACUUUGAUUUAACUCAAAUAUAUAGGCACUGGAACUUAAAAUACAAACAAGUAAUCACUAUCUAUUUCAAAUAUAUGUGUAGCUAACUGCAUCAAAGUACACAGUCUGAAAAAAAUAUUUGAAAUAUCAUUUUCUGAAAAGUAGAUAUUUGGACUGAAAAAAAUGAUCAUGGGUAAAAUAUUUGAAGCUUAGGUGACUGUAUACAUAGUAUUUCAUGCAAACCAUGCACUUUUUACCUCUAGGCAGGAAAAAUCAUACAUAAUUACUGUAAGGGUCAGCACUUUGUAUAGAAAAUUAUGUAAAGAUCUAAUCAUUUAAUGCCUUAGAGAAAGUAUGACAUUUUAGAGGAUGAAAUAUGUCGACAAACAGACGAUUUUUAAAAUAUGUUAAAACCAACAGAAUUUCACUAGGAAUGCGUCAUCAAAGAAUGAGAAAAAUAUCUAGAAAUAAGAAAAUCAAAGAAAACAAUUUCAGGACUGUAAAAUGCAUGACUGUGUUAUCCUAUAGCUUACUUUUCCAUUGCACUGGUACAACAUAGACAGGAUUAUGAUUGGCAAAGGGUGUUCACUCAUAAAUUUCACUCUAUAAACAGAUUGUUUCCGCCAACAUUAAUCGCCCGUACUGGAUGUACGCACAUAUUGAGUGUACUAUAUACUGACUAAAGGUUAGGGUUAGGUUUAACAUAGGUUUAAUAGUGUACAUUCAUGCGUGCGUAUUGUUUCCACAUUGUUUCCCUUGUGCAAAGAGGACUUAUGGUAACUCUCUAUAAUAUAGUACAAUUCAGAUAUGAUAACCAGUCCAUCCGUAAAAUUGGUUUGGUUAAAAUAUAAUGUAGUUCAGAUAAUCCGCCAAUCAUCUACUUUGACCGAACUAAAAUAUAGUUCAAUUCAGAUAAUAUGACCCGUUUAACCGUAGCAAAUACCCGUUUAAGGAUGGUCCUUAGAGGGGACACAAAUAAUAUCCGGUAGAACUAAAUGAAGCUUGGUUCACACGAAAAUUAAACAGUAUAUAAAACAUGUACACUACUCAACACAACAACCGUCAGUUUACUGAUAUAUACAUUUAAUUCCGGAAAAGGGCUGCAUAAAGGGGCAAUACUUUCGGACAGUUCAGCGCCUUUGAAGACACACCAUUUUCAAAGAACUGUUACAUAUCUUCGUUUUGAUGCAUUUGCAAUAAUGUCCCAGUGUUGAAAUUUCACAUAACUAGGUUGAACGUAGUUUUCAGUAAUUGUUUUUAAAAUAUAUUUUGCCUAACUGCACACUGAAUAACCAAAAUAACAACACACCGAUAAAGCAGAAAUGUGUGAUUAAUAAACAUAAGACAAAAGAAAUACGUGAUUAAUAUCAUCACAAUUAUGAACAUUGCGUGGCCGACUACCUUUUGACCGACCAAAUUUUAAUUUUUACCACACCAUUUUUAACUUAAAGCGAGAACCAUGAGCACUUGAUCGGACGUUUACUAUGAUACUGUUUACUAUAGAAGCCCAGUGGGCUUUUCAAACAACUUUUUUUAUAUUUGAACUUUAUUAAUUCAAUUAAAAUAUGAUAAGAUAUAUAUUCAAAUGAAAUUGUAAAAGUAACUGUAAGAAAGCAGAAAACAUUCAAGUCCAUUGACUGGCUAACAUAAAUGUAAUGUCCAACAAGGCGGAGAUCGGCACAUAAUUUAGUAUUACAUGUAUAUUUUUCAAAUUUCUAUGGACCAGUUGCUUGAAAAUAACGCAAACUACCAAACAUCAAAUCCCAUCGAUAUAAAUUUUGAAAAUUUAUGCGUAAGUUUUACUACUUUUAGCUCACCUGAGCAAUGCUCAGGUGAGUUAUUGUGAUCGCUGGAUGUCCGGCGUCUGUCUGUCUGUCUUCUGUCAACAUUUUUGUCAUUUUGUCAGAAUGAUUACCUUGAUAGAAUCUAGGCUAAGUUCGAAAAUGCGUCAUCUGGCGUAACAAGUAGGUCAGUAGGUCACAUCAAAGAAAAACCUUGUGUAUGCGAAAGAGGCUGUAUUUUUCAACGGAUCUUCAUGAAAUUUUGUCAGAAUGAUAACCUCGAUAAAAUCUAGGACAAGUUUGAAAAUGAACUAUCUGGGGUCAACAUCUAGGUCACUAGGUCACAUCAAAGAAAAACGUUGUGUAUGCGAUAGAGGCUUAUUUUUCAACUGAUCUUUAUGAAAGUUUGUCAGAAUGAUAACCUUGAUGAAAUCUAGGCCAAGUUCGAAAAUAGGAGGUCUGAGGUCAAUAAAUAGGCCACUAGAUUAAAUCAAAGAAAACCUCUGUGUAUGCGAUAGGGGCUGUAUUUUUCUACUGAUCUUCAUGACAUUUGUCAGAAUGAUAAACUUGAUAAAAUCUAGGACAAGUUCGAAAAUGGGUUAUCUGGGGUCAAAAUCUAGGUCACUAGGUCAAAUAAAAGAAAAAACCUAUGUAUGCGAUAGAGGCUUAUUUUUCAACUGAUCUUUAUGAAAUUUUGUCAGAAUGAUUACCUUGAUGAAAUCUAGGCCAAGUUCGAAAAUGGGAGGUCUGAGGUCAAAAAGUAGGUCACUAGGUCACAUCAAAGAAAAACAUUGUGUACGCGAUAGAGGCUGUAUUUUUCAAUUGAUCUUUAUAGAAUUUUGUCAGAGUGAUGAUCUUGAUGAAAUCUAGGCUAAGUUCGAAAAUGGGUCGUCUGGGGUCAAAACAUAAGUCACUAGAUUAAAUCAAAGAAAAACCUUGUGUAUGCGAUAGGGACUGUAUCUUUCAACUGAUCUUCAUGAAUUUUGUCAGAAUGAUUAACUUGAUAAAAUCUAGGUCAAAUCUGAAAAUGGAUCAUCUGGGUUUAAAAACUAGAUCACUAGGUCAAAUCAAAGAAAGACCUUGUGUAUGCUAGAGUCUGUAUUUUUUAAUUGAUCUUCAUGAAUUUUUGUCAGAAUGAUUUCCUUGAGGAAAUCUAGGUAACGUUCGAAAAUGGGUCAUCUUAGGUCAAAACUAAGUCACUAGGACAAAUCAAAGAAAAACAUUGUGUAUGCAAUAGGGGCUGCAUUUUACAUCGGAUCUUUAUGAAAUUUGAUCAGACUGUUUGUCUGUAUAAAAUCUAGGUGAAGUUUGAAUAUGGAUCAUCUAGGGUAAAAAACAAGAUCACCCGGUCAAAUUAAAGUAAAACCUUGUGUACGCAAUAAGGCCUGCAUUUUACACUGGAUAUUCAUAAAAUUUAGUCAGAAUGAUUGCCUUGAUGAAAUAUAGGUCAGGUUAGAAUAUGGGUCAUCUGUGGUCAAAGUCAAAGAAAAACUUUGUUUGUGCAAUAGAUACUGUAUUUUUCAAAGAUUUUCAUGAAAUUUGGUCAGAAUGAUAGUCUUGAUAAAAUUAAGGUCAAGUUUGAAUAUGGGUCAUCUGGGGUCAAAAACUAGGUCGCUAGGAUAAAUCAAAGAAAAACGUUUUGUAUACGAUAGAGGCUGUAUUUUUCCGUUGAGGUUGAUGAAAUUUGGUCAGAAUGAUUGCCUUGACCAAAUCUAGGUCAAGUUCAAAUAUAGGUCAUCUUGGCUCAAAAACUAGGUCGCUAGGUCAAAUUGAAGAAAAUACUUGUUUACACUUAAGAGACCAUGUUUUCGUUCCAAUCUUAAUGAAAAUUGGUCAGAAUAUUUGUUUUCAUGAAUUCACUAGGUCAAACAUGUUAACACUGUUAUGGUGUUUCUCAGGUGAGCGACCUAGGGCCAUCUUGGCCCUCUUGUUUAAAUUUGUUUUGAAUGGUUUAUAAUUUGGAACGCUGUGUAUUAGCUGAAGCAAGGAAAAAUUCUUCAUUUAAAGGGAAUUCCUAUAGUUUUUAUGCGCAUCUUUCUGCGCAGCCGACACUUUCUAUGGAAAACUGAACUGAAGUCAACAUUUGUUGAAACAUGUGACAGACAAUCUUAAAUACGAGGAAUUUUGAAUGAAAUAACAUUUUUGAUAAGUUAUAUCAGUAAUCAAAUGUUGAUACUGGUUUAUGUUGUAUUGACAAGUAUCAUGCCUGACAGGUAUCUUGCUAUUUUUGUGGUUGUGUUUUCACAUCGCAUUUUAGUACAAAGACAGUGUUGUUCAUAUAAUGUAAGAUAAUUGACUUAGUACUGAUAAGACAAUAUCACCUUUCAGAUUAUUUAGUAUUCAAUUAUAGAAAGAAUUAAGAAUUUUAAAACUUUUUUUUAACUUUUAGCAGACAUACUUGUAAUCAAUUUGGCCAGGUUCGCGCCAUUUCCGUCCGAACAGGUGUUGUAUUCUAGCGGUCUUAACAUAAAAUUUAGCCUGGUGACCCAUACAUUUUUAGCCAUUUUUAUGCUCACAAUACAAUUAUCUAUACACAAGAAGAAAAAGAAAAAAUUCUAUGAAAGAGUUUUUUCAAAAUUUAAAAAAAAAUAUUCUUCACUAUGGGUAUUUU
This is a messenger RNA of Mercenaria mercenaria, 5619 nucleotides long. RefSeq names its product lithostathine-1-beta-like. Bases 188 to 925 code for a protein of 245 amino acids. Lineage: Eukaryota; Metazoa; Mollusca; Bivalvia; Venerida; Veneridae. The transcript has a single exon. The record is from RefSeq and is a predicted model, not a curated record.